Molecule: messenger RNA, 1915 nt
Organism: Anopheles arabiensis
Lineage: Eukaryota; Metazoa; Arthropoda; Insecta; Diptera; Culicidae
Exons: 4
Coding region: 1026-1571 (181 amino acids)
Source: RefSeq, a predicted model, not a curated record
AUUGCUACCAGAGCCCCGACUGUCACUUCGAUACGCACCACGGUGAGGCGUGCACAGUAGCAUUCGGGAGGACGGACCAUUUUUAUGGGAAAACUUAUACCACCCGCCAUCGGUGUGGCCCUAGUGCUAGUGUGAACGUCUUCAUCUCUGGCCGUUCGUGGCAUUUCGGGGAGAAAGGAUAAUUAAUUUGCGCUCUGGUGGUGUGCCGAAACGAUCCCGCGCAGUGACAUCCAAUCCACGCGGAUCGCGGUCGUGUUUCGGGGGCUCCGUUGCGAAUUAUCCCGGAAAGCUCAGCGCAGCUAACUUUAACGUAAUAAAACACACCGACAAACACCGAACGCUGCUACUAAUUAGUCGCCCGGCUCCUUGCCGACGGUGUCAUUCGGUGGUGCCCUGGCUGCCCUGUCUACGUGCCGCGGAUGCAGAAACCGAGCACACAGCUCCAGCACGAGGCAGCGUGGUGUGAACAACUUCGUCCACCAACCACUGUCGUCUACUGUUCGUGAUUCUAAAGCCAAAAAAAGGAAGUGAUCGCGUGUAUGUGUGUGUGUGUAUGUGUGUGGCUGCAUGUUUAAAACUAUUCCGGGAGCAGCUGGAUUGUUCAUAUCGAACGUUUUCGCGGCUUUCACACGUUAGGAAAAUCAAACCACAAACUUCUACCACGUCGCUGUAUUGGGUACGGACGGACGGUUCAGUGCGGUGAAGGGAAAAGUCCAAUCCAGCGUGCACCAACACGUGAGAGUUCGUUGUCUUUUUCCUUUUCCUUUUUUUUUGCUGGCUGCAAUCUGGAAAACCUUCCCCAUCGACAGAGUGGACGCGUUAAGAUAGUGUGUAAUUACAACAUCAACAACUCGGUGCAACGGGGAAGACCCUGAGAUAGAAAGGAAGAGAGUGACCGUGUUCCGUGAGCCUUUGUGUGUCUGUUAGACACCUUUUGCUUGGCCACCGUUUGCCGUUACACCGGCUCGGACCGCGAAUCCGAGCGCGCCUCCCUUCCGCCCAAAAGGUUGCUUAAAAUUCUGGCAAUGAUCUUUGGUGAUUUAGUAUGCUGCGUGCAUUUUGUGGUUCUGUUGCAAAGCUGCAUUGGCGCACUGGUGGCACCUCCGGCAGUGGCGGAUGGGCCGGUGGCAGCGCCACUCCUGCAGCAGCCGCCGGUCGGGACGCUGCUGCCGACAAACCGUAGCAGUCGGUACACGGAACCGACCCUACCCGGAGAGCUGAACGACUACUGCCGAACGGCACAGGACUGCCGACAGUACGCCCAUGUGUGUGACACCCGCAAGCAGACGUGCGACUGUGCCGAAGGAUACCGGCCGGACGAGACGAAUCGGGCCUGUCUCGGGGCCGUUGGACGUCGAUGUUUGUACGACAGCCACUGCAUCACGAACGCGUACUGCAAGGGACAAAUGAUCUGUACGUGCAAGCGUGAGUACGGUUUCCUCACCGAUGAUAACUGGUCAUGUCAAGCAUCAUCUGCGAGGGCAUCUUCAAAAAUCAACCCAACUCAACUGCUGGCACUCGUGCUCGUGCUGACGUGGUGGAGCGUACCAGGCACCAGGGCACUAUUGUGAGAAGAAUGGAUGCAUUUAUUGUAAGAUUUAAUUAAAGCCUUCUACCCCCCCCCCCCCUGCAAGAAGAAAAGAAAGCACACCGAUGCAACCGGAUAACAGACGGAGUCUUUUAUUGGCCGUUAAAUAUUCUUCCGAUGCACAUCUGCCAUGCACCUGGGCCCAGGGCUACCCUGCACACAAAGGGUAGCUUCCAAGUGGCAUCGGCAUCUUCAAUAAGCCUUCCAGGACACCGUGGUUACCCGCCCGAAGACACUGAAAAGCGUUCAUUCCACUUACCAGCCUCUUGGCUGGAUGUACUGGAAAGAAAUGCACGAAUAGAGAGAGGAGAGAGAGAGAGAGAGAGA